AAAACAACUAGAAUUAUCAAUUGCCUAAUCCAAUAAUCACAAAUAACAAAGAAUAUGCCUAAAUAAAACCCAUUUGUACACAAUGAAUGUGAUUUUAGUUAGAGUGCAUCUAUAUAUAGAAAUAUAGAAGACUAAAACUUUUCAAUUCGAAAAUAUUUUCCUCUAUGAGCACCCAAAUCCCUCAAAGAAGCAUGUCUUCUACAACUAGUGCACUGGUGCUACACUAAGCAUCCUGUAUAAAACAUGUUCCUGUAGCAGAAGAUUAGAAUUUCCAUUUUUAUUUUUGAUUCUUGGGAGAGGCUGAAAGAAACAGCAUGUCUAGUAAAGAUUCAGACUAUCAGAGCAUGUCUAGUAAAGAUUCAGACUAUCAGAGCAUGUCUACUAUGUCUACUAAAAAUUCAGACUCUGAGAGAUCAGAUGAAUCCACACUAAAUACUGAGUCUACACAAGCUGCCAUGCUGAAGAAAGAAAAAGCAGAAAUUGAAUUUACAGGAUGGAAACCCACAUUAGAGCAGUUGGCCAUUUUGGAAUGGCACUACCAACAAGGCCAUUGCUCUCUUGCUCUGAUUUUCAAUAAACUAAAGGUUUAUGGACAUGUAAAGUGUAAGAACAUUGCCCGUUGGUUCGCCUGGAGGCGCCAUGCUUCAGGACAUGUCCCUGUUCCUCUGUAUUCAAUUCCUAAGGAGGAUAUAGGCCUGCAAAUGUCAAUGUCCAGUUAUUGCUCAAACAAAACCCCGGAGGAGAGCUCAAACCAUAAAAACUGCAUGGACUAAGUUGGAGGUUCUUUAAUGGAGGUAGUUUAAUCAUAGUCUUGUUAUGGCUUCAUAGCAAUUGGUAUCCUUCUUUUCUCUUCUUGUAGGGUUUUGGUUGUUCUUUUCAGAGAUUGAGCAAGUUGUUUUUAAACUAUGAAGGAAGCUUUGAACACCACCUUUAUGUAGACUUGUCAUCUCUUUGCUGGUAUUAUUUUGAUAGAUUUGGACACUAUUUAUUUUCAGGUGGCCUGUAACUAUAUUUUAAGAAAAAGAGAACUGUACUAAAACAUGUUAUAGGGUUUUGAAAAGAACCCUGAAACCUUAUACAUCAAGAUUUACUCAGAACUCAA
Messenger RNA from Cryptomeria japonica (Japanese cedar), 1102 nucleotides. RefSeq lists its product as uncharacterized. The transcript has 3 exons. NCBI's taxonomy places the organism in Eukaryota, Viridiplantae, Streptophyta, Pinopsida, Cupressales, Cupressaceae. Bases 315 to 773 code for a protein of 152 amino acids. The record is from RefSeq and is a predicted model, not a curated record.